This is a messenger RNA of Penicillium soppii, 1761 nucleotides long. RefSeq names its product Major facilitator superfamily domain general substrate transporter. Gene Ontology annotation, molecular function: transmembrane transporter activity. The record is from RefSeq and is a predicted model, not a curated record. The transcript is spliced from 5 exons. Gene Ontology annotation, biological process: transmembrane transport. NCBI's taxonomy places the organism in Eukaryota, Fungi, Ascomycota, Eurotiomycetes, Eurotiales, Aspergillaceae. Bases 1 to 1761 code for a protein of 586 amino acids.
AUGAUGGAAAAAAUCAUCGUCUCAGAUCAGGUCACACCGGCCGAGCGCAGCCACGAUGCUGAGAAGGCGGUUAGUCGACAGGCCGUGUAUGAAAAUGACCAAGCGAGCAUCUCUGAUAAAGACUCCGUCGAGUUCCAAGGAGGUGUGAGACGCGUACGAGCAAUCACCUCUUCAUGGUCUACCAAGACACUGAUCCUGGUGUUCGUCCUUCUGUACCUCGUCUCCUUCGUCGACGCCCUCCUAGUAUCAGUCCAGGGCUCACUGAACCCAUACAUAACAUCCGAAUUCGGCAAACAUGGCCUUCUCACGGUCGUCAGCGUGGUGUCGACCAUCCUUGGAGGGUCCUCAAAGCUAACUUUGGCAAAAAUAAUCGACAUCUGGGGCCGAGUGGAGGGGUUCCUCUUCAUGCUAUUGAUUAUGGUGAUCGGAUUAAUCAUGAAGGCUACAUGUACCAGUAUUGAGAUGUACACGGCCGCACACACAUUGUACUGGGUUGGACAUAUCGGACUUGGAUACGUGGUUGAAAUCAUGUUGGCUGAUAUGACCACGCUCAAGAACCGUAUGAUUAUGCUUGGUAUCAACGGUACACCUGGUAUCUGCAGUACAUUUGCCGGACCAAAGAUUGCUGCGCUGUUCUAUGCAAACCUAAACUUCCGGUGGGCAUUCGGUGCAUUCGUGAUCAUGCUCGUUGGCGUCUGUAUUCCUGUCUGCGUGGUUAUGUUGUUGAUGCAGCGGAGGGCUGAAAAGAGCGGGCGGCUCACAAAGGAGAAAUCUGGACGGUCGUGGUGGCAGUCAAUUGUCCAUUACUUUAUAGAGUUUGAUGUUGUUGGAAUCAUCCUGAUUACAGCUGCUUUCUCUCUCAUCUUGAUCCCAUUCAGCAUUGCCGCAUACGGACCUAAGGGCUGGGCAACAGACUACAUCAUCGCGAUGGAGGUUUUGGGUGUUCUCUGUGUCCCGGGGUUUUACAUCUGGGAGCGAUACUUCUCCCCCGUACAAUUCCUACCAUGGAAGUAUCUAAAGGAACCAACCAUGAUUGGCUCGUGCAUGCUAUACGGAGUGAUGUUCCUCUCCGUCUUCGCCUGGAACAGCUACUUCAGUUCUUACCUCCAAGUUGUGCACCGGCUCGACAUCACGACAGCUGGCUACGUUCUCAACUCCUUCUCCUUGACCUCCUUCAUCUUCAGCCCAAUAUUUGGCGUCCUAAUCCGUAUAACUGGUGAAUACAAAUGGACUGUGAUGGCCGGCAUUCCAAUCUUCCUCCUAGGAACAGCUCUUCUAAUCCCCUUCCGCCAACCUUCCACUCACGUCGGAAUUCUAACAAUGACGCAAAUCCUCGUCGGUCUCGGAACCUGCCUCUUCACCGUCUGCGGACAACUCGCCAUCAUGGCGAUGGUCUCGCACCAAGAAGUCGCCGUUGUGCUGGCAAUCUACGGGCUAUUCGGCUCGAUCGGCGCGGCCGUUGGUUCGGCAAUUGCAGGCGCGAUGUGGAACAACAUCACCGAGAAGCAAAUAUAUGCACGGCUUCCGGAGGCGAGCAAACAUCUUGCUGCUAGUAUCUUUGGGAGUAUGGUGACGCAGAUGUCGUAUGCAGAUGGGAGUGCGGAGCGGACGGCGAUUGUCGGAGCUUAUGCCGAUGUGCAGAGAAAGAUGGUCAUUGUUGGCGUCUGCUUUGUGCCGGUUUGCAUUCUCUGUACUUGGUUUUGGAGGGCGGUCAAUGUGAAGAAGUUGAUGAAGGAGCAGACAACAGGGAACGUCUGGUAG